This is a messenger RNA of Stegodyphus dumicola, 4920 nucleotides long. Its product is annotated as calcineurin-binding protein cabin-1-like. Gene Ontology annotation, biological process: chromatin organization. Gene Ontology annotation, cellular component: nucleus. Lineage: Eukaryota; Metazoa; Arthropoda; Arachnida; Araneae; Eresidae. The record is from RefSeq and is a predicted model, not a curated record. Gene Ontology annotation, molecular function: protein binding; nucleosome binding.
AUAAUGUUCAGCAACAAUUAGAAUCUCUUCAAAGAUGUCAGUCUUUAGAAGAAGUUCAAAGACUCUAUGAACAUGGAGAUUACACGGCAGUAGUUGAUCUUCUUAUUCUGACUUUUAAUCAGCCUCGAACUAAAAGAAAGCAAUCUCUUGAUGGUGUACCUGAGAGGCAUGCUCAAUUAUUACUUCUUCAAAACUCCUUAUGGAAGCUUGAAAGAUAUAAAGACUGUGUUUUCUGGAGUGAGGUCUCAUUUAAUGAAGCUUUGCAACAGUUCAUGAAUGCUGCAAGAUCUGAUUGGUCAGAAACCAUGGCUCACCUUUUAAGUGGCUUAGACAAGUGUGCAAAACUAGAUCCCAACUACCUUAGUGGACUUGAUGACUCGAAGCUUGUCCGACUUACUCAGAAUUUAAUUCUUGUUAUCGUUAUUCAAAUGGAAAACUAUGAUUUUUCAGCUGACAAUGCUGCAUUACUGAUUGUAUUGCCAUGGAUUAUACUUUAUCGUUUGAUUCUUAAUGAGGAACGAAGAAAGUCAAAACGCUCACAGUCAGUUGCUGGGAAAUCAACAGCUGUUGAAAUUGGAUCUGCUGGAAAUUCUAGUAACAAAACUGGAGUUACUAAUUUCCUCACAGAUUUUGAUUUAAGUGCCUCAAUGCCUUCUUCUCUCAUGUUGCUUUUCACAGCUCAUGAGUAUUUAGGAAGAAGAUCAUGGUGUACAGCUGCUGAUGGUUUGUUACUUCUUCAUUGCAUCGAUGUUAUGAUGGCAGAACUGCAGGAUACCAAAGGAAAUUCAUAUUUAUACAGAGAAGAUCUAGAAACUGGUUUAGAGCAGUGUAUAUAUUGUUUAUAUGGUCAUCCAAAUAAACGAACUCGGGCGAAACAUUUGCAGGAGCAUAAUGCUAAACAGAUUCCUUUGACAUGGGAGAGAGCAGUUUUAAUAUUUCAGUAUUUCAAACCUAACAUUUUGCCUGAAUUUGACAGUUAUCGAACAAGUACAGUUUCAGCAGAAUUGGAAAACCUUUUAAAAAGGAUAUCUGCAUUAGUUCCUCCUGAGGAAGAUCCUGCAACAAAAGUUGAUAGCUACACUGCAUAUAUUGAAGGAGGAACUGACAAAUGUCCAGAUCCUCCAUUUGGUAAUAAAACUCCAAGCUCUGUGGUGAAAGAUUUAUAUUAUUUACUUGGGGAUUAUUAUUUUAAGAACAAAGAAUUUAGCAAAGCCAUCCGGUUUUAUCUUUUGGACAUCUGCAUUAAUCCUGAUCGCCAAGAUUCAUGGGCUGGCAUGGCACUUUCACGGAGUUCUCAACUAGAUCAGAAGCUAAAUUCUUAUGAAUUACGAAAUGAAUCUACAAUAUACAGAAAAUCAUCUGCAGCCCUGAAAUGUUUUGAACAUGCUUUGGAAUUAGAUCCAACCACAACAUCUCUAUGGAUUGAAUAUGGCUCUCUUGCUUACAUUUUACAUUCUCAUGCAUCCAGGCAAUUGAAACAGGAAACGUACUGUGAUGAAUUGUAUGAACUUCUACAGAAGAAAAAAUUAGAGAUGCUAGAAGUCGCUGAGAGGUGUUUUCGUGCUGCAAAUCAUUGUGAUGAUGGUGGGGAACCUGAGGAAGCUUGGCUACAUCAUUAUAUGCUAGGGAAAAUCAGUGAGAAAAAACACGAUGGUCCUGAAGUUUACUUGGAACAUUACAAAAAAGCUUUAAUGUAUCUUCAUGAAGAUUUUGCCAGAUAUCCUCAAAAAAUUCAUUACCACAAUCCUUCAGAAUUCUCUAUUGAAGUUCUUGAGGUGUACUACAGAGUUCAUGCAAGUUGCUUGAAGUUUUUAUGGCGACAUGAGAACACGGGUGUAGAUAUGAAAACUCUAAAAAUGAUACAAGAGUGUCUACUUGCAGUCAGUCAAAGUCCUUUUGCAAAUUUUCAAGAGAAAUGCAAAAAGGAAAUAUCCUACUCUUCAUCACCUGUUCCAUCUGAGGCCGAAGAAUAUGAAAUUCAUAGGCCCAUUGCAAUUGAAUCUCUGACUAAAACCGAUCAUAACUAUUAUGGUCGUGUAGAGAAAAUGCCUAAAAAAAUAACUGAAGGCUCUGGAGCUCGGCAGAGUCGUCCAUCCACUGAUUCAUCAUCAGAAUCUGAAGAUACUGCUCUUGUUAAAGAAAUAGUUGACACAUUAGUUGGUGUAGUUGCUGAACGUUUUGUUGAUGAAGAAAAGGAAAAGUGUAAUGUAGAGAGUAUUAGUCAUAACAUGCAAGUUACUAGUCUUUAUUUAAAUGGUGAUUUAUCAAAAAUAUCUGUUGAAUCAGUUGCUGAAGAAUCUGUAUAUACUACCAAGCAUUUAUAUGAUAUUGAAGGUUUUGAUAAAGAGUCUGAAAAUGUUUCUCACGAUCAAGUAUCUGCUUUAGACGAGUCCCCCACAGUCACUGAGGAAAAGGAUGAUUUUGCAAAAUUAGAGCAAUUAGCCUUAGAACUUGAAACUGAAGCUGCAGCUUGCAAAAUUGUUGAAGAAAUGCUGCAAGAUGAUGAAUUAAUGGAGUCUUGUGAUCCGCAUUUUCAAGACCGGAACAUUCUUAUACAGCCAGAAAACUAUGUCAUUAACUAUGAAUAUGAUACUCCCAGCCCUUCUGUUAAUGAAAUGCCAAAUGUAUCAGAAUCAGACAAUAAUGAAAUAUUAUCAACCAUGUCAUCAAUACUUACUAGUGUUGAAAUUUCUGAAGCAAUUCAUUCGGAUAUUGAAAUGCAUGAUGACAUGUUGAAAGAAAAUAGAUCUGAGGAGAAAAUAGAUGAUGCUUAUGCAGAGAAAAUUUCAGUUGGCAUGAAAUGUGAAUUUAUUGAAGAAAGCAAAAAAGACAUUAAAGUUUCCAAUGAGAACUUUUAUCUCCCAAAUGUAAUUGACAAUGAUAACAGAGAUCAAACACAAAUGGCUAUAGCUAGUAUUCUAAAUACUGAAAGUAAUGUACAAAGUAUGGAUGAUUUUCAUUAUCAGGAAAUGGAAGUAAAUGAUCUUGAAAACAUUAGUUCUGUUAAUUUAACAAAUAUUGAAGUUGAGCCUUCUCUUAAUGUAAAUAAUCCUGCAACUUAUGAUUCUGUUAGCAAAAAUGAUUUUGAAACCACUGAAUCUGAAAAUACACAAGCUUUGAAAGAAAAUUCUAAUGCCAUUACUUAUGUGGCACAGUCUAAUGAAAUCAAAGAGGAAACUGGAGGCUCACCAUCUGAAGUUUAUUCAGAUAUUACAACAAAUAAGACUGAAAAAAUAAAUGAUACAUGUUCAGGAGAAGUGUUAUCUAAAACAGUUACAGACUCGCCCAAUACAGAAAAGCCAUCUAAUGACACUGUGCCGUCAGCCUUACCACCAACACCAGAAGAACUUGAGAAAAGUCUAACAGAAAUAUCAAAGUUAAUUCCAAUAUGUCUGGAUGCAAUGAGAGAAUGUCUUCAACGAUUUAUUCAACAUUACAAAUCUUUGUAUCGUAUUGCACAUUACUAUUGUCAUUCAACAAAAAAUAAGAAUUUGAGCUGGGCACGAGAAAUCCUUCUGGCUGCCACACCUCCAACUAAAAAAUAUCAGUCCCUACCUGGUUUGUUCGCAGAACGGAAAAAUACAAAUUUCUUCAAUGGCAUUUGGAGGGCACCUAGUAAUGAAAUUGAUCGCCCUGGCAGCUUUGGUGCUCAUAUGUAUAGAUCUGUUCAUUUGCUGAUAGAAGUAUUAACUCAACAAAAGGACUAUAAUAUGCUUGUAUUCGUUACCCAACAAUUGUAUCGAACUCCAGAUCUUGGAAAAAAAUACAUGCGAGAUACAGAUCGGGUUAAUUUGGUUAGAGAAGCGUAUGAUUCAUGCGUAAAUAUCCUGCGAGGCCAGUUGAAUACUCUGCUUCAGGAAGAACCUCCUCCCGAAGAAAGUAGACUUAUCUGUUGUCUCUUGGAGAUUUACAGGUCCUGCCAGACUUUGUUGAAAUCUGGAAUUUAUGUAGAUGAAACAAAUGAACUUCUUGUAGAAGCCUACACGAUGUACAGGAUAGGGGAGGUGGAUCCUCAUCCCUCUGUUUUGGAACAAGCUACAAAAUUUUGCCAACUUCAGCUUGGAAAGUCUUACCCUGGUAUUCAUGAUUCCUUCAAGACCAGUAGCUCCAAAUAUUCCACUAUGACAGAACUAAAUGAAAAUAAUAUGAAUGUUUCUAUGCCUUCAGCUGGUGCUUAUACCCCUGAUGCUUGGCAGAAAGGUAAAAGAUGAUGAUAAACAUAUUGUUUCUGAUAUUUUCAGAUAUCUAAGAAAAACAUUUCUGGUGUACAUUGAUCAUUGGGAAAGAAAACUCAUAUGUUUGAACAAUGGAAGAAUUCAUGCAAAUGUGUGAAAUGUAAUUUAUUGAAUUUAUUUUAUCCUUUAUUCAUGAGAAUUUCUAAAAAUAUAAGUUUAAAAACAAAAAUAAUAUUUAAAAGAAGAAAAUUUGGUUAUACUAUAUAUUAAGCUAAAAAAGUCGAUUUUUUAAAGCAAUAUACUUUUUGAAUACUUCAAAAAUAUAGUUUUUUAUCAAAUAGCUUUCAUGUGUGAUAAUAUUUAAUUUUUUUAAAUUUGAUCUUUGUAUUUUUAAUAAUGAAACCUAAAGGAAUCUCUAAUUUUUUUCUUGUAUAUUUAAUUCUGAAAUUAAGUUAUUAAUUCUAAGGAAUUAAAUUUUGCUCCUGAUCUUUUACGUUUGCUAAAAAGCAUCAUUUCUGUUUAUUUAUUUUUUGUAAAUAAUUCUGUGUAUAUAUGUUAGUAUUUAUGUUUGGCAUGGUUAAUGUGUCUUACAUUUAAAUAAUUUAUGUACAUCUGCCUGAAAAAAUGUAUUUAAAGCUUUUCUUAAUGCAGUGUGUUCAUUAUUUUAUAGAAUUGUAUAUACUUUCAAUAUCACAUGCACGAUUUUAAUACCUGCAUUGGUGUCAUUUAAUAAAGUUAUAUUUUC